AUGGCGCUAGAAGACGAAUGGACCAGCGACGCCAACGAUGCGCUCCACAUCACGAUGGUGCAGCCGGGCGAGACGAAGCCAAAAACUCUCUCAGCUUUUCACCCCCAGUUCACAUAUCCCAUAUUCGGCGACGAGGAGCAGAUUUUCGGCUACAAAGGUCUCAUAAUACGCUUACGGUUUGCCGCCCACGAUUUACGCCCUCAUAUCCAUAUUUCAUACGAGGAUCGAUUCAAGGCUGUUGGUGAGGUGACUGCUGCGGAUGUCCUUGGCAUUCUGAAACAGUUUGCCCCAGAGGAAGCCUUCAUAACACUUCCAGACUACGAGAAGGCCGUGCAAGAUGACACCGAUGCGAAGGACUUUACACCACCUGGCAAGCUUGUCUAUGCCUAUGACGCAGAUGAACGAUCAUAUGAAAUCUGGGCAGGGUCCCUAGCAGAUCCUGCAGUGCGACGUAUUCUUGAUCGCGCGCAAAUUCUGGUGUCACUUUUUAUCGAGGCUGGCACGCCUUUGGACACGGACGACCCGGAGUGGACUCUUGACCGGUGGAUGAUAUACUUUGUGUAUGAGAAAGUGAAGCCUCCAACACCAACGGCAUCGUCAUACUCGAUUGUUGGAUACGCGACGACCUACCGAUACUGGCUCUACCGGCGCGAUCGCUCCAUUACCCCAACCGUGAAAAACGACCCCUUUCCACCCCCGGAGAUCAAGCUUUCUGAACUUCCAGCACGACUCCGUAUUGCGCAAUUCCUCAUCCUUCCUCCACAUCACCGCGCCGGUCACGGUACUCACCUUUACACAACUAUUCACGCAUCAUGCCUUGCGGAUCCGACAAUCAUAGAAUUGACAGUCGAGGACCCCAACGAAAGCUUCGACGCUCUUCGCGAUACCGCCGAUUUUUGUCUUCUGCAACCAGAGUUCGACAAGCGCGAAAUUAACAUCAACCCGGACCCACUUGGUGCUUACUCCCACAAGAAGCGUCUUCAAGAUGUUCCUACCGCGGACCUCAUUCCGAAGCAAACCUUGGAUGAGAUUCGGACAGCUUUCAAGAUUCAGGAAACGCAAUUCGACCAUGUUGUGGAGAUGUACCUCCUCAGCCAGAUCCCCGAGAGCCACCGCUUGGCUGGAGGGGCUAACCUGGCCCGUUUGUUGAUCAAGAAGGCUCGCGCGGACGACCCGAAUGACCGGAGAUACUAUUGGUGGCGAACGCUUGUAAAACAGCGUCUCUUCCGGAAACACAAGGAAUUGCUGCAAGAACUGGAGAUGACAGACCGAGUAGAGAAACUCGAUGAUACGGUGCGCAAUGUGGAGGAAGGAUACGAGAUCACAUUUUCCCGCCGCAAGCGCAAGCUUGCCAUUGAAGAUGAGGAUGAUGAGGAGGAUGAGGAUCCGAGCGAGGCCGAGUCAGCCAAGCGGUCCAAACCCAAUUAA
Molecule: messenger RNA, 1428 nt
Organism: Penicillium diatomitis
Lineage: Eukaryota; Fungi; Ascomycota; Eurotiomycetes; Eurotiales; Aspergillaceae
Gene: hat1
Product: histone acetyltransferase catalytic subunit HAT1
Exons: 5
Coding region: 1-1428 (475 amino acids)
Biological process (GO): subtelomeric heterochromatin formation
Cellular component (GO): nucleus
Molecular function (GO): histone H4 acetyltransferase activity
Source: RefSeq, a predicted model, not a curated record